Molecule: messenger RNA, 749 nt
Organism: Cryptomeria japonica (Japanese cedar)
Lineage: Eukaryota; Viridiplantae; Streptophyta; Pinopsida; Cupressales; Cupressaceae
Product: casparian strip membrane protein 2
Exons: 3
Coding region: 1-573 (190 amino acids)
Source: RefSeq, a predicted model, not a curated record
AUGAAGCCUGCAGCAGCUACAGAGAUUGGUGAGACCUCAAGUGCUAUAAAAGGAAAAUGGAGAAGAAGGGGUUUUGGCAUAUUGGAUUUUGUAUUGAGGAUACUCGCUUUUGCUGCCAUUUUAGCAGCCACAAUUGCAAUGGGAACCACAGAUGAGCAGCUUCCUCUGUUCACUCAGUUAUUCCAAUUCGAGGCUAAAUAUAGCGACAUGCCUGCUUUCACGUUUUUUGUGAUAGCAAAUGGAAUUGCUGGUAUAUAUCUGUUGCUGUCUCUUCCUGUGUCCAUCUUCAACAUUGUGAGAGGGCAUACCGCAAUCACCAAACUAGUACUUGUCAUACUUGAUACGAUAAUGGUGGGUGUUGUGACAUCAGCAGCCUCAGCAGCAGCAGCUAUAGUUUACCUGGCUAAUGAAGGCAACUCCCGUGCCAAUUGGUUUGCCAUAUGCCAACAGUUUGGCUCCUUUUGCCAACAGAGUAGUGGAGCUGUUGUUGUGUCCCUUAUAGGUGUACUUUUUCUUAUCCUCCUUGUCACACUCUCUGCCUUCACUCUUUACAGGGGUCAGAAGCGCCCAUAAAUUAAAAAUAUGAUUGAAAUUCACUGUAAUAAGAACUCCACUAGAAGUGGUGACGGUGUUGUUUAGGAGGCAGUAAUGUAUGUGUGUUAUAAUAAUCUGUGAAGUGUUUAGGUAUCUGUUUGAGAAUAGAGCUUGGGGACGAGGAGGGAGGAGGGGUUCCCAAAGGAUUUGGAAGA